AUGCCUGCAACUGUUGGUCACUCCCAUAGGAGCACCACUAAGGUGGCGCACAAGUCUUUCAAGGCGCGCAAAUCCACCAAAGGUGCCCUGAAGGAGAUUAUGAAGGGCAAGGUCCAAGAUGGAUCCUCAGCUCGGAAAACUCCUCACCAGCAACUUAUGUCGAAAUUAGACCGACGAAACCAGGCCCGCCAGAAGCAACUCACCAAGCACAAGGAACACCUGAGAGACAGCAGCGUAUUCAAUGGCCGCGAGGGCGCACCGAGAAUAAUUGCGGUUGUACCGCUCUGCGAAGAUGCAGAUGCCGCCAAAGCCGUGGAGAAGCUGAACGGAAGCCUGGAUGUCGAAGCGGAGGUUCCAGAGGAGGGCAUCUGUCGCACGAACAUCGAUCGGUUCAAGCAGAAGAUCCAAUAUAUUGUUCUGAAGAGGGACUUGGCGGCUUGCAUGGACGCCUGCAGAAUCGCGGAUUUUGUCAUGGUUAUCUUGUCGCCAGAGCAGGAGGUGGAUGAUCUAGGAGAGCUUAUUCUACGAAGUAUCGAAAGCCAGGGACUCUCGACACUAUUCUCUGUUGUGCAAAACCUGGACACCAUCGAGCCACCCAAGCGCCGCGGCCAGGUUCAAGGAUCCUUGAAAUCAUACAUCACCCAUUUCCACCCCGAGCAGGAGAAGGUUCACAGCUUAGACUCAAGGCAAGAGUGCGCCAACUUGAUGCGAUCCCUAUGCACCACAUCACCAAAGGGUGUGAGGUGGCGCGAAGAUAGGAGUUGGAUGCUGGUUGAGGACGCACAAUGGCCGGAAGUCGAUGGCGAGAAUGUUGUACUCACCGGUAUUGUACGUGGCAAGGGACUCAAGGCCGACAGACUCGUUCAGGUUGGCGACUGGGGCUCUUUCCAGAUUGAGAAGAUUGUCGCAGCCCCUCUUGCAGCGAAGAAAAGCCAUACUAAGACGGACGAUAUGGCUGUGGAUGCGGAGGCAUCAGAGGCGGAGAACGUCUUGGAUACACCAACAGAAGAGCAGGAUGACCUUGACGAACUAGCCCCUGAGGAAGUUAUGAUGGACGACAUUGACAUUGAUACCGGAGUAUCUGUCGCGGGAACCGAAAAGCGAGGUGUGCUACUUGAUGAUCAUCACUAUUUCUCAGACGAUGAGACACAUUUGCCAGCUGCUCCAAAGCGCCUUCCAAAGGGUACAUCGAAUUACCAAGCUGCUUGGUACUUGGGCUACGAUGGAUCCGAGGACUCUGAUUUCGAGGACGUCGAGGAAGAGGAUACGGCUAUGGAGACCCAGGCUUUACCACAGGAUGGUGUUGAGGGAAUGGCUCCACGUGAGCCAACAGAGUACGCCGCAUCAGAAUACCCCCAGUCGGAGCUGUUCUUGGACAGGUCAGCAGAGCAGGAAGCAGAGCAAAUCGCUGCCUUCAGAAAGAGCAAGGUCAACGAAGCAGACGAGGACGCUGAAUUCCCAGAUGAGAUUGAGCUCCAGCCUCAAGUUCUAGCUCGCGAGCGUUUGGCUAGAUAUCGUGGACUCAAGAGCUUACGGACCAGUCACUGGGAGGAAGAUGAAGAUAGAGUCCACGAGCCAGAGGAUUGGAGGAGGCUUCUGCAAAUACAAGAUUACAACUCAUCGAAGGCUCGUGUUACUCGCGAGGGCCUCGUUGGUGGUGUCCCGGCUGGUACACGCGUCCACGUGUACCUGCGCAACGUUCCCCUGAGCCUCCGCGAGUCGUUCAAGGCUUCCAAGCCAGCGACCAUGUUCUCAUUACUGCGCCACGAGUACAAGCGGGCAGUGUUGAACUUCAAGAUCACGCUCAGCUCAGACUACCCCGAGCCCAUCCGCUCAAAGCAAGAGAUGAUCAUGCAAGUUGGACCAAGGAGAUUCGUCAUCAACCCAGUCUUCUCUCAAGCUGGAAACCCCCAGAACAACGUCCACAAGUUCGAUCGCUUCCUGCACCCAGGUCGCUCGGCUGUGGCGUCCUUCAUUGGACCACUCACCUGGGGCUCCGUUCCUGCGUUAUUCUUUACUCGCCCGUCGGCAGAGGCUUUGGCUUCUGAUCCUAAGGCAGCAGAGAUGCCACUCAUUCUCAUUGGAACGGGCACAUCUCUUCCCCCAUCCUCCUCCCGCGUCGUCGCCAAGCGCAUCAUCCUUACUGGCCACCCCUUCAAGAUCCACAAGAAGCUCGUUACCAUCCGCUACAUGUUCUUCAACCGCGAAGACGUGGAGUGGUUCAAGGCCCUACAAUUAUGGACCAAGCGUGGCCGCAGUGGAUAUAUCAAGGAGGCGCUUGGUACGCACGGAUACUUCAAGGCUACAUUCGAUGGCAAGAUCAACCCCCAGGAUUCCGUGGGAGUCAGUCUGUACAAGCGCGUCUGGCCGAGGAACGCGAGGGUGUGGAAGGGAGUUGACGAGGAGGUGCCUAGCCUGGUGGAGGAUUUGGAGGGCAUGGAAUUGCAGGAUGCGGAUAUGGAUGGUGGUGUUGCGAUUUAG
Molecule: messenger RNA, 2481 nt
Organism: Pseudogymnoascus verrucosus
Lineage: Eukaryota; Fungi; Ascomycota; Leotiomycetes; Thelebolales; Thelebolaceae
Exons: 2
Coding region: 1-2481 (826 amino acids)
Biological process (GO): maturation of SSU-rRNA from tricistronic rRNA transcript (SSU-rRNA, 5.8S rRNA, LSU-rRNA); ribosome biogenesis; endonucleolytic cleavage of tricistronic rRNA transcript (SSU-rRNA, 5.8S rRNA, LSU-rRNA)
Cellular component (GO): preribosome, small subunit precursor; nucleus
Molecular function (GO): GTP binding; U3 snoRNA binding; GTPase activity
Source: RefSeq, a predicted model, not a curated record